Molecule: messenger RNA, 318 nt
Organism: Phyllotreta striolata
Lineage: Eukaryota; Metazoa; Arthropoda; Insecta; Coleoptera; Chrysomelidae
Source: the annotation of a GenBank genome assembly
AUGGCAUCUGCAAGCAGCACGAGCGCCCGAUCUCUGUUCGCCGAUUCGAAAAUGCGCUUGGCAGAUCGAGUUCAAGUAAAUGUGAAUAACAUUUCGUCUCUCGCCAGACAAAUAACCAGAGGAUCCAAAAGCACGGAGAUAUUAAUGCACUCCGCCCGGAAUUUCGCCGUUCAAGAACAAGCGAUGGAAAACAGCGAAAAUAACCUAAAAAAAUUGCAAGCGCUCUGCGACAAUUUGGACCAACAGCACGAUUCCCUGCUGAAAUCGGCCCAACAACUCGAAGAAGUCAAAGAGCAAGUGUGCGCUAUGCAGCGAUAA